This is a messenger RNA of Drosophila mojavensis, 1014 nucleotides long. It is a transcript of the gene mex1, whose product is annotated as protein midgut expression 1. Bases 681 to 929 code for a protein of 82 amino acids. The record is from RefSeq and is a predicted model, not a curated record. The transcript has 3 exons. Lineage: Eukaryota; Metazoa; Arthropoda; Insecta; Diptera; Drosophilidae.
ACUGAUUUUUUUUUUUUUUUAUACAUUUAUUUCCCGAAACAUAACUACUUUAACUGCAAUGUGUUUGCGUUGUGUUCUGAACACAUCGCAUCUGCUAGCGCGAAGUUUUUGUUUACUUUUUCUGGGCAUUGUUGAGCUGAUAAUUGUGCUGGCUAUCAGUCGGGUGGUCUGGAUAUUGGUAGUCCUCUGUACUACUGGGAGCUUGGCCAUAUUUGGUUUGACGAAGUUCCUGCGCAUGGCCUAUAAUCCACCUGAAGUGCAACAAGGCGACAACAUUGCUGGGGCCAAUCUAACGGCCCUCAAUUAUACCGUUGCCACAUAGCUUUGAGCACACUCACAACUCCACGAUUUGUGGAAUAGCGAGUUCUAUCACAUUGGAAAGCUUUUUUCCGUUAGGCUGGGUCACUGAUUAACCAAUAUCGUCUUAUCUGUGUGCGUGUGUGUUUCUAUUGUGCCCCGAUAUGAUUAAAGCUUUUCACGCCUAACUGCUACAACUUGACUUGUCGACAUUGUGCGUUUCAGUUGUUAUUUUGUUUUGGCCCUCGACGGAUCGUUAAAAUCGGUGUAUAUAUAAAUAUAUACUAUAUACAGAGAAUCAUAUAUAUAUUUAUAUAGAUAUAUAGAUAUACUUGUAUAUAUCUUUUUUUGACGGGUCUACGUGAACGGAAAACAAAUAGAAAAUGUGCAACGCUCUGUGUGAAUGCCUCAAGUGCCCCGGCAAAGUGGUUUGCUGUUGCUGUUCAUGCGCUUUUAAAAUGCUAAUGAGCAUCAUUUGCUCGUUCAUUGUGCUCCUGGUGAUAAUUGGAUUGAUCGUCUACUUCACUGUCUACUACAACAAGGACAGCAACGAUGAUAAACAGAAGCAGCUCCAGAAAAUGAUGCCCAUUGUGAAGAGAAGCAUACGCGAUUACUUUAGUAGGGAAUACUAAAAUUAAUAAUAUAGAAAAAAAAAAAACGGCCAAAGAAUUUAUAAUAUAAGUUAAAUUAGUUGACGAAUAAAAAACGACAAAAAGA